Messenger RNA from Ixodes scapularis (black-legged tick), 1002 nucleotides. RefSeq names its product actin-related protein 2/3 complex subunit 3 (gene Arpc3A). The transcript has 7 exons. Gene Ontology annotation, biological process: regulation of actin filament polymerization; Arp2/3 complex-mediated actin nucleation. The record is from RefSeq and is a predicted model, not a curated record. Bases 345 to 908 code for a protein of 187 amino acids. Gene Ontology annotation, molecular function: actin filament binding. Gene Ontology annotation, cellular component: cytoskeleton; Arp2/3 protein complex. NCBI's taxonomy places the organism in Eukaryota, Metazoa, Arthropoda, Arachnida, Ixodida, Ixodidae.
UGAUAUCCUCUUGAGUUCACUGAGUCGCCGACUUGCAGCACAUGUCGUCAUUAAGCGCUUACGAAGUAUUUUUGAGUCUCCUUUAUUAAAGCGUCGGUGAAGCAUGAACACGGAGCUCGCCCAGCCGUAAGAAAGUCCCAAGGAAGGGCGGAGCCAGUCGCUUAUCGAGGACUGCCAUUAGUCAUUCAUUUCCUGUGCCCCUCGACAACAGAAGACAGACGCUAUCUUCGCCGUGUGGACCUCCUACUCCAGCUACUGCUUAGCUAUCACGGCGUACUAAACAUCCACGGUUUAGCUGCACUUUAGCCGUUGUCAUACGCAGCUUUGCUUGAUUUUACUUUUCGAUGGAUCGUGGCGAUGCGUGGUAUGGAUUGUGCACGGCGUACCACUCUCAACUGACUGGUGGCACUACCUUUGUUGGAAAUAUGGCCUUACUGCCAAUCAAGUCACAGUACAGAGGUCCAGCACCGAAAAGCAAUGAGGAGACUGACAUAGUUGAUGAAGCCCUUUACUUCUUCAAGGCAAAUGUCUUUUUUCGCACCUAUGAGAUCAAGAGCGAAGCUGAUCGCGUGCUCAUUUAUUUGACGCUCUACAUUUCGGAAUGUUUGAAGAAACUUCAAAAGUGUUCAAACAAGAACCAGGGUGUCCAGGACAUGAAAACUCUGGCCAUUUCAAAGUUUGAUAUUCCUGGGGAGGCAGGCUUCCCGCUGAACCCAGUUUAUGCCAAGCCCUCGUCACCCGCAGAAGCUGAGACCAUGCGAGCUUACCUGACGCAGCUGCGCCAGGAGUGUGGAGCACGACUCUGCGACAGGGUGUUUGACGGCGAGACCGGCAAGCCGAGCAAGUGGUGGCUCUGCUUUGCAAAGAGGAAAUUUAUGGACAAGAGCCUCUCUGGAUUUGGACAGUGAGCGUGCUCGAACACGACGGUGCACGAUGCGACUCCGCCACCUUCCUCACCUUGUAAAUUAUAAUAAAUCAAUCACUCUGAACUGCCACUAAAAA